Molecule: messenger RNA, 916 nt
Organism: Pocillopora meandrina
Lineage: Eukaryota; Metazoa; Cnidaria; Anthozoa; Scleractinia; Pocilloporidae
Source: the annotation of a GenBank genome assembly
AUGGAAGGACACAAAGGAGACAAGGAGCAAGACAUACAUAGGAAAAUUAACGUUUUCGACCGAGAAAAGGAUGGUAUUUGGUGUGAAAUGGAUGUGGAAAACAAAUCAUCUUGGAGUUGGUCACCAUGUUCGAUAUCUCUGCUGACCGGUAUGUGGUCGCUGAAGAAACUCACGUGGGUGCGCGAAAAAAACGGAAAAGGGAAGACAUUUUGAGAUUCAAAGGUUAAAGGAAAAUCGGAAAACUGCACUUGCUAACUUAACUAAGCAGAUGAACAUAAUAUUGCCCUUGUUUUCAGAUUUAAGAAUGAAAAACGAGUGCCUACUAAAGUUGUACAGUUCGAUAAGCUAUUUGUUAAAAUGCAAGAAGCACAUGAUGUGUAUCUCAGAGCCUCGGAUGAUGAUGGUGAGAUUAAAUAAGCUCAGCAAUGGUAUAACAGUCGUGAUAAGGUUUGUGUUCCAAUUAAAGCACAGUAUUAUUGACUUUCUGGUUGAGGCAAAUAAGUUGCAUGGCGAUUCACAUGAUACACCCAUUAUGAAAUCUAAAUCAUCCAGUCACUCAAGGUCCUCCACUUUCUCAACAUCAUCUGCUACGUUAAAGUUUAUUGAAGCAAAGGCUAAGGCUGCAGAAUUAAAGGUUAAGGCAAAUUUCCUAAAGGAGAAGCAAGCGCUAAGAAUGGCGUCUGAGGAGCUCGAGCUUCGGCGGGAAAUUGUAGAGGCAAAGGCUGAAGAGAAAACUUAUGAGCAGUUUGAUGAAAAACAAAUCAUUGAUGGCAUGAAUGAUUAUUUGAAAGAUGUAACAGCUAAACUCACUUGCAUUCCCAUCUUAUCUGAUGCACAGCCUAACAGUCCAUCUACACUUAAGGUGCCUUCUGUGAAGUUUCAAAGUUCAGCUAUCGUCAGCACCAGAAGAAACUGA